Molecule: messenger RNA, 1789 nt
Organism: Lolium rigidum
Lineage: Eukaryota; Viridiplantae; Streptophyta; Magnoliopsida; Poales; Poaceae
Product: premnaspirodiene oxygenase-like
Exons: 2
Coding region: 49-1572 (507 amino acids)
Molecular function (GO): iron ion binding; heme binding; oxidoreductase activity, acting on paired donors, with incorporation or reduction of molecular oxygen
Source: RefSeq, a predicted model, not a curated record
UUGCUACUCAAUAGAGUGCUAGCUAACUCACUGAGCUUGAUUACAGCCAUGGACGAGCUGUUUCUACUUUCGGUGCUGCUGGCGGCGGCAGCAGUUGCGCUGCUGCAGGUGCUGAAGGUGGCUCUGAACCCAGUCAGCGAGAGGGCGCCACCAGGCCCAUGGAAGCUGCCAGUGAUCGGCAGCAUGCACCACCUGGUGAAUGUGCUGCCGCACCGGGCGCUGAAGGACCUCGCCGACGUGCACGGCCCGCUGAUGAUGCUGCAGAUGGGGCAGACGCCGCUGGUUGUGGCGUCAUCCAAGGAGACUGCACGGCUAGUUCUCAAGACACACGACACCAACUUCGCCACGCGGCCAAAGCUCCUCGCCGGUGAGAUCGUCGGCUACGAGUGGUCCGACAUCGUCUUCUCCCCCUCCGGCGACUACUGGCGCAAGCUCCGCCAGCUCUGCGUCGCCGAGAUCCUCAGCCCCAAGCGAGUGCUUUCCUUCUGCCACAUAAGGGAGGAAGAGGUGGGGACACGGGUGGAGCAGAUUCGCGCGGCGGGGCUGUCAACACCAGUGAAUCUAAGCGUGAUGUUACACAGCAUUACCAACAGCAUUGUUGCACGGGCGACAUUCGGGAAGAAGAGGAAGAACGCGGCGGAGUUCAUGGCAGCCAUCAAGUCCGGUGUGGGCUUGGCGAGCGGCUUCAACAUCCCUGACCUCUUCCCGACAUUGACCACCGUGCUAGCCACCAUCACCGGCAUGAAACGCAGCCUCCACGGCAUCCACACGACAGUGGACACCAUCCUAGAGGAGAUCAUCAAUGAGAGGAACAUCGCCCGCGCCGAGAAGAUCAAGGCCGGCGCCACCGAGAACGUGGACGAGAACCUCACGGAUGUGCUCAUCGGCCUGCAGGGGAAAGGUGGCUUUGGUUUCCACCUCGACAACAGCAAGAUCAAGGCCAUCAUCCUGGACAUGUUCGCUGGCGGGACAGGGACAUCAGCGUCGGCGAUGGAGUGGGGGAUGUCGGAGCUGAUGCGGAACCCGGCGGUGAUGGAGAAGCUGCAGGGGCAGAUCCGUGAGGCGUUCAAGGGCAAGACCGUGGUGACGGAGACCAACUUGCAGGCAAGCGAGCUUCGGUACCUAAAGCUAGUGAUCAAGGAGGCGUUGCGGCUGCACCCGCCGGCGCCGCUGCUGGUGCCCCGGGAGAGCAUCGACAUGUGCGAGCUGGAAGGGUACACGAUCCCGGCCAAGUCGCGUGUGGUGAUCAACGCGUGGGCCAUCGGGCGGGACCCCAGGUAUUGGGACGAUGCCGAGGAGUUUCAGCCAGAGCGGUUCGAGGACGGCACCGUGGACUUCACCGGCAGUAACUACGAGUUCCUCCCGUUCGGCGCUGGCCGUAGGAUGUGCCCCGGGUUCAACUACGGGCUGGCCAGCAUGGAGCUCGCCCUCGUCACCCUGCUCUACCACUUCGACUGGUCACUGCCAGAGGGGGUCGCCGAGGUGGACAUGGAGGAGGCGCCUGGCCUUGGCGUGCGCCGCCGCACGCCGCUGAUGCUCCUCGCCACGCCCUUCGUCCCCGUCGUCGCGUAGACAAGGGUACGGUUUGUUUGCAUGAGUGCAUGCAUGCCGGCUUCGUAACGACCUUCCUAGUGCGUGUCAAUGGGUGUCCGUCUCCAUAUAUCUUCAGUUUCUUGCGUCCUGCGGUUACAGUAGGGCCGGUCUCGUACGUGUGUGUUGCCCUGCGUACUGGCGCGUGUGUAUGAAUGAAUACGUUUUAUUGUAUUGUUGUUAUAUGAUGUACUUGUGU